Prunus persica (peach) is the source of this 1515-nucleotide messenger RNA. Its product is annotated as lipid phosphate phosphatase 2. Lineage: Eukaryota; Viridiplantae; Streptophyta; Magnoliopsida; Rosales; Rosaceae. Gene Ontology annotation, biological process: phospholipid metabolic process. The transcript is spliced from 9 exons. Bases 264 to 1295 code for a protein of 343 amino acids. The record is from RefSeq and is a predicted model, not a curated record. Gene Ontology annotation, molecular function: phosphatidate phosphatase activity.
CUCUCUCUCUCUCUCUCUCUCUACAACCUCCAACAUUGUUGUUAACGUUGAUCCAACAAAUCUUAACCGUCCGCGGCGCCAACCCCAUUUUAUAAUUCAAAACUUUGAUUACAAUUGGCAUUUGGCAGCAAGAAGAAAAUUUUGGCACUGCCACUGGGGGUUUGAAUUCCCCAUUUCAAAUUUUCCUGCGAAGCACUCUCACAUUUUGUUGCUUAAAAAAUUCGAAAGUCUUCUUUUUUUAAGGGUUUCUGGGUUUAUUCAUUAUGGCUUGGAGGAAUCUGGGAUCCCUUUGUUCUUUUUGGAAUUUCCGGAGUAUCUUUCAGCAGAGCAGAACCACAGAAAUUGAACUGGGAACUCACACAAUCAAAUCUCAUGGAGCUGCACUUGCAAAGAAUCACAUGCAUGAUUGGCUUAUACUGCUGCUUCUUGCAGUUAUAGAGGUCAUCUUGUUCAUCAUUCAACCCUUCCACCGUUUUGUGGGAAAGGAUAUGAUGACAGACCUUAAAUAUCCCAUGAAAGGGAACACAGUGCCUGUGUGGGCUGUCCCUAUGUAUGCAGUUUUGUUGCCUAUUGCCGUUUUCGUUUUGUUCUAUGCACGUAGGAAAGAUGUCUAUGAUCUGCACCACAGCACUCUAGGCCUCUUAUUUGCUGUGCUGAUUACUGGGGUUGUCACGGAUGCAAUCAAAAAUGCAGUUGGCCGGCCUCGACCAGAUUUCUUUUGGCGAUGCUUUCCUGAUGGAAAAGAUGUUUAUGAUCAGUGGGGAGGUGUACUGUGCCAUGGUAAGGAUAGUGACAUAAAGGAAGGACAUAAGAGUUUCCCAAGUGGUCAUGCUUCAUGGUCCUUUGCAGGUUUAGGCUUUCUCUCAUUGUACUUAUGUGGAAAGAUUAAAGCAUUUGAUCGGAAAGGGCACGUGGCAAAAUUGUGCAUUGUCUUCCUUCCUCUACUUGCUGCAUCUCUUGUUGGCAUUUCUAGAGUAGAUGACUAUUGGCAUCAUUGGCAGGACGUGUUUGCCGGAGGCCUUUUAGGACUUGUUGUGGCUGCAUUUUGUUACCGGCAAUUCUUCCCUUCCCCUUUUAAUGAUGAAGGAUGGGGUCCUUAUGCAUAUUUCAAAGCUUUGGAGGAGAUGCGGAGCAAUUCACAUGCGGCCAGUCCUGUGAAUGCACUCAGUGUGCAGGUGAUGGGGGCUCAGAAUGUGACUGAACGACGUAGGCAAAAUGGGGAUCCAUUUGCAGCAUUAUCCGCAGACCGCUAUACAAGCAUUAGGCUGGAUGAAAUAGAAUCAGGGGCGAAGUGAUAUUUUUUGUACAUGUUGUUGCUUUGUUUAGGUCCGCGUAUUGCUUGCUUGGAAUAUGUAGAUACCAGUUGAAAGACAAACAGUGUAGACUAGAAGUUAGUUUUAGCACCAUAUACAGAGCUUAGUUUGAUAUUGAUAGUUCUGUGAAUCCAUUCAUGCAUGCUUUAUAUUUCUUGGAACCACAGAAUGAAGCCACGCUUGCACAAUGCCUGGUUGUGUU